This is a messenger RNA of Suillus bovinus, 444 nucleotides long. RefSeq lists its product as uncharacterized. The record is from RefSeq and is a predicted model, not a curated record. The transcript is spliced from 2 exons. The coding region runs from base 21 to 296 and encodes 91 amino acids. NCBI's taxonomy places the organism in Eukaryota, Fungi, Basidiomycota, Agaricomycetes, Boletales, Suillaceae.
GCCGUUUCGAGCUGGAAGCCAUGGUGUCGUCCUCCUAUGAUAUAGGUCUGACGUCGCCAGUCUCGAGAGCCACUGUACUUUUCCUGCUUGGACCAAUUAUCAGUUCAUCAGCGCAGGAUGCUCGUGUUGGGUAUUCACGUUACACGAAUGUUAUCAAGGACAAGAUACCGUGGUUGAUAGGCAACCUCUACUUAUAUAUCCCCUUCGUGGCUAUGUGUUAUACAGCAUGUUCUUUGUUACCAUCGCUAUCAAACUUACCUGCUCUCUACAGCAUUGUGGGCGCCGCAGAAAUCUGAUCAUUCUGUCAGAUGACGAACACUUGCUCCAAAUCUUCAAUUCAACUUGUGUAUCCCUCGUGUGGCUGGGACAGUCGCCACAUGUGAGGUAGAUUUAUGGGCUCAUGAUAGUACCCACCCUAGAUGAUACUGUUCUCCAAGUAAUACA